CGUUGCAAUGCAGGUUCAUCUCAUCUUUACUCAUCAGUUCACGUAGCUUACUAUUUGUUUUUGGUUUUGUAUUUCGUUCUAAGAAGUUCGAAAUGCCUGGAAGAACUAAGAUAGUCCCUCCACCUCCUGCGAAUUCUUGUCAGCCUGGUAUAGCAACCUCACUUUUAUAUAACGGUUCAAAAUUUCAGGGUCAUCAGAAAAGUAAAGGAAAUUGCUAUGAUGUAGAAGUGGUUCUCCAACAUGUAGAUGAAGAAAAUGCUUAUGUUUGUGGUUAUUUGAAAAUAAAAGGUUUAACAGAAGAAUAUCCAACACUUACUACUUUCUUUGAUGGUGAAAUAAUUGGUAAAAAAUAUCCAUUUCUAACAAGAAAAUGGGAUGCUGAUGAAGAAGUUGAUAAAAAACAUUGGAAUAAAUUUCAUUCAUUUUACCAAUAUGCCAAAUGUUUUAAUUCAGACAACUUUGAUUAUGAUGAACUGAAAAACACUGAUUUUGUAUUUAUGCGAUGGAAGGAGCAUUUUUUAGUUCCUGAUCAUACAAUAAAAGAUAUAAAUGGUGCUUCAUUUGCUGGCUUUUAUUACAUUUGUUUUCAAAAAUCUACAUCAACUAUUGAAGGCUAUUAUUAUCAUAGAAGCUCAGAAUGGUACCAGUCAUUGACUCUGACUCAUGUCCCUGAACAUAGUUUACAAAUAUACGAGUUUCGCUAGCUUCUUUUUACAUCUGAUAUAUUCAUUUGCUGUUUUUACCGUGACAUUUCAUACAAUUUGCCAAAAUAUGGCAUUUUGAAAGUUGUGAUAUUACAUUAGAGUAUUUCUUCUUCAGAUUGAUGAAAUGUCAGAAAUCUUGAUUAAAACAAAAAUAUUAUUUCAAUUAAGUUAUUGUGAAGUUCCGGUGUUUUGUUGUUUAAUCUUAUAAGUUUUUUAUUGUUGAAUUAUUGUUUUUAUCUUUAAGUUAUCAAGAAUAAGUAAUGGUUGAUGGCUUCAUAAAUUCAUAUUAAAUUCUUUAACAAAAUUCUGCAAUGUUGAUAUAGAAAUGGAGUAAUAUAAGUAAUAGAUAAGAUAUAUACAAGUUAUAUCUGAAAAAAUUUCAGCUAUGAAGCCUAAUAAUUGAGAGCACUUUGCAAAAAUAACUAUUCAUAUAAAAAUAUUUGUUUAACUUAAAAGCAACAAUCAAACAGAAAUAUCCAGCUUUAUACAGGAAAUAUGAGUGAUAUUGUGUUCUUAGUUACUCAUAUUUGAAAAAAAAAAUAUUGAAUUGUCUUUUUGAAGUACUUUAUAUUUCAUAAUCAAACGUUUUAUAAGAAUAUUUAAUUUUACAUCAAAGACUGCUCUUAUAAUAAGUUAUUUUAAAAAAUGCUUUUCUUUUAUUAUAUUAAUAACAUAAUUUUAUUUUAAAUAGUAUUUAAUACUUUUUGUUUUGUUUAAUAACACUUCACCCCCCCCCCCUCCCAAUUAUAAUAUUUUUCUAAAUGUUAAUAGAGUUAUUUCUGAAUUUAUAAUAAUAAUAUGGGUUAUUUUAAUUUAUUAUUCAAAAAAUCUUGUUUUAAAGUUACUAAUAGAUAUAUUUUGCCUUUUUGUAGUACAUGAUUCAAUUUUGGGGAAACUUGAUUAUUUCAUUCUACUCAUUUCCUUUAGAAUCUUUGUCUGGUUCAGUUGUUAUUUGAUGUGAAAAAUUUUUAAGUUUGAAAUAAUUUAAAUGCAGGGAAGGGAUAGAAAGGAUGUGAUAAUUGUCCUCUUGUAUGUAUCAUUGGCAUCAUCAAAUUUUAUGUGUGUGUGCAUGUUUGAAUGAUGUAGUUAUUUAUUGAUUUUUCUUCCAUGUUAUUGUUUAUGAGUGGCAUUUAGCUAGUUAACGUUAGUGUUUUAAAAUUGAAAGGUGGUUAAUACAAUUAAACACUGUGUUAUUGUAAUGAGUGAAAUAAAUUUAUCAUAAGUCUUUGAUCCAAAGAAUAAAAUUAUAUAAAAAAUGUAUUUGUAUUUAAAUGUAAUUCAUUCAUUAAUUAUUAACGCUAGCAUUGGAUUUUUUUUUUUUUUUUUUUUUUUUUUGACAAAAAUGAAUUUGCUUGGUAUGCUUAUUCAAAACUGAAAGUAUGCAAGAUUUUUUUCCAUUACAGUUGUUGUAAUGAAAUAUUUAGUUAUGUUCUUUUGUCCACUUCAU
Molecule: messenger RNA, 2151 nt
Organism: Argiope bruennichi
Lineage: Eukaryota; Metazoa; Arthropoda; Arachnida; Araneae; Araneidae
Product: glucose-induced degradation protein 4 homolog
Exons: 5
Coding region: 93-704 (203 amino acids)
Biological process (GO): protein targeting to vacuole; protein catabolic process in the vacuole; negative regulation of gluconeogenesis
Cellular component (GO): GID complex; extrinsic component of membrane
Source: RefSeq, a predicted model, not a curated record